UGGAGCCGAGCCGAGUCGAGUCGAGUCGAGCCGAGCUAAAGUCGGACAAACAGCUGCACUGCACACACACACUGUGGAACAGAGCUAACUUCAGACAUCAUGGACAACUGUGAUUUAGAGAAACUCUGCGUCUCUGCAGGGAGCCUCCGUCCGGACUUCGCACCGGAAGUGACGGACUACACGGUGACGGUGGAGAGCGGCGUGGCCACAGUGACCGUGGACGUGGUCACUAGUGACUGUGCAGCCUCACACAACAUGCUCUCUGGAGACGGGUCCAGCCUCAUCCACCUGAGUGAUGGGCUGAACAGGGUGGAAGUGGAGGUGGUAGCUGAGGACGGCUCCUUAAAGAAAUACCGUGUGGACGUCACCAAGCUGUCUGCACAGGUCGCACAGCUCAGUGCUCUGACUGUGGACGGAGACGUUCAGCUGCAUCCGGCUUUUUCCUCCAAUGUCUACGAAUACAAGAGCAUCGUUCCCUUUCACUGUGAUGCUGUGACGCUGCUUCCCGAGGUGCAGGACCGACACAUCACAGUCGCAGUGACCGGGGGAGACGCCUCUCGACGCGUCCCUGUGAACUUUGGAGACACUGCGGUGCAGAUCUCCGUCCGGUCAGCAGAUGGCAGUAAUUCACAGGUGUACACGGUGUCGGUGACUCGAGAGCUCGUUCCGCUGGCUGUGACCUUCACUGAUGGGAAGCAGCAGCUGGACUAUGAAUGUCCAGUGUCCCUGAGUGCUUUUUAUAGGCCGGUGUCUCUCAGCCACAGUGACCCCAAGCAGACCCUCUCCAGGCCGUAUAGUGAGAUGCUGGCACGCAGAUCAAGAGUCGACCCACUUAGCGACUGUCCUCUGGGAGACGGCUGGAAGGUCGCUGAGCGGGACCUUGACGGGGAGAUGUCUGCUGCCCCGGUCAAGUGCUUCUUUGUUUACCGAGGAUGCGACCGAGUGAUGAAACUGUCCGAGCUGGGGUCACACGUUCCUCGCUGCCCACACAGACCCACAGGACCCCUGGAUUCAAAGGAUGUCACAGAGACAAGUUGGUAUAAGAAGCACUUUGCAUCAGCCGGUUGUUUGGAAAUAGAGACGAGACACAUUCUGGAGGUGCGUAACUGGGAGAAGAGAAUACAAACGACAGCAGGAGAAGACAAUGUGAAUGAGCUGUGUGCCUUGGCCCAGCAUCAUCUGAAACUCUACCGACAGCACCUGCCAAAACCAGGGGACAUGUUGCAGCACGAGGGCGGCCGGUCUCCUCUGCAGAGCCUGGAGCAGGCCGCUGUCCACUGUGCGUCCGCUAUCAGACUGAGCUCCAGAGAGGCCAGGCUCCACUUCCUGUUGGGACAGGUUCUGGAGGAGCAGCACUACGCCACAGAGAUGUACGGCCUCCAGAGGAAGGCCGACAGGGACAGAGAUGAAUUGAGCGACGCCAAGUCAGCAGCACGACAAGAUGAGAUCCUCACUGUGUGUAAACUCCACGGUUUCCCCCGCACCCCCACAGUGGAGAACCAGCUUCGGGCCUUGGAUAAAGAGACUCAGCAGCUCAAAGAGCAGGGGCAGUCCAGCAGAGCCGACUACGUUCAGACUCUCCACACGUGGCUCUCCAAGAAAACUGCCAAGGGCGGUGGAUCAGCUCCGCGGGAGGAGGAGAACCACAGCUCUGUCCACCGAGCUCUGAUGAAAUACCUGGACGCCUGGUCUCUGAGUCCAGACAGCUGGGAGUUCAACCUCCACGUAGGACGGCUGCUGCUGCUGCAGGGUCGGAGCAGAGGGGCCCUGCAGCAUCUCCAGAGCGGCCUGGCUCUAAGGCCUCUACAUCCGGCACUCAGAUUCUUCACCGGGCUGGCUCUGCUGCAGCAGGAGCCGAGGGCCUCUGAGGACACGGAGAAGGAGGCUGCUCUGUUCUUACAGCAGGGACUGGAGCACUUUGUCAGCCAGCGCUGCAGCAAGAGCUGGAAGGAGCAGGAUCCACCGGAGACUCUGUCCAGCCUCGACGCAGAGUUCCUGCGAGGCCUCCUCACCCUGGGCCAGCUGCAGCAGAGAAACACACUGUCAGGAAUGAGCGCUGAGCAGGUCUAUCACACUGCAGCCGUGCUGGCAGCCCAGAGUGUGAGUCGGUGUGUGUGUGGUGGACGGGUGAGCGGGCAGCUGGAGUGGGUGCUGCUGGACGCUCACUUCGCUCUGCUGCAGAGGCUGGUCCAGCAGGGUGGGGGCCGGGCCAAGGUGGUCCAAAGAUGCCGGGCCCUCACGGCUCUGAUUGGCCUCAGCUCCAUCCCCCCGUGUCAGGAGCUGCUGGACAUGCAGGAGAAGACAUGCCAGCUGGCAGUAGUGACCACACCGCGGGACAGCCACGCCCUGUGUCUGCUGGGUCUGGCUCAGCUGGCUCAAUAUGGCAACAGCCCAAACUCAGAGAAGUCCCAGGAAGCCAUCGCUGAUGCCUGUCUCAGUUUCCAGGCCAGCAUUGAGCUGGAAGACAAGACGCAGGGCGGGGAGCCACCUGAACAGCUGAGACAACAAAAAUGGUGGCAGGACCGGCAGAACUCUGAGAAAGAGAAAUCUGCCAAACCACCUACAGCCCAACCAAAAGGAGUGAAGGGGCCCCCGGACCCCGGUGUGGCCAAGAGAGGAGCCAGGCGGGGGAGGGGGGGGCCUGGUCAUGUCCGAGCGAAGGCAGCUGUAACCAAAGCUCCAGCCCCCAUCGGGGGAGGGAAGGCCGGGCGACCCGCAGCCAGGGGGAGAGCUGGAGCAGCAGCCAAGCCAGAUGGAUCAGCUCAUGCCUCCAAAGCAAAGCUCAACAAGUCCAAACAGGCCUGUUGCCCCGGAACUGUUGAGACAGCAGAGGUUUCAGAGGCUCCAGUGGGAGACGGAGUCACUGCGUCCUGUCCAGUGAACUGCAGGUCUCACGUCUCCCGGCUGGGUCUGGCCCGCGCCCUCUCCCGCUCUGCAGACACCCAGGAUGAGGCCAAGCGGCUCUACCAGAAGGUCAUCUCCAUGGCACCAGGGCUCCACGAUGCCUAUAUUGAGUUGGUGCAGCUGCUGGAGCCGUGGGACCCUCGGGCUGCAGCGGAGCUUUACUGCAGGUUCCCUCUCAGGCCUGUGGCCGAGCAGAGCUUCGACGACGCCUUCAUCACCGGAGAGAUCGUCCGCCUGCUGCUGGCGCUGGAGCAGUACAACCACCCGCAGCUGGGCCCCAGCCUCGUGGCACACGGAAAGGUCAUGGGCCUCAGCAGCAUUGAGAAACACAUGGACGUCUUGGAUGCAAAGUCCAUGACCGAGCUGCUGAGGAGCGUCUACGCGAGGAUCCACGACCGACAGGAGGACGACCAGGACCUGCAGGAGUUCUUCAGGUUCAGAUGCUGGAUAUGACGAUGGAAAUAACUCAUGACUCCACUUACUGCUGAUAUAUAUAUCAUCAUUAUGUUCUUCAUUAAGAGGACCCUGAGAAAAUCUUCUUUCCUUCAAAAGCAAAUUUAAUUUGAAAACAGAGUUCACAUUAAAUUGUUAUAUACAAAGUGACCCCCAUAGUGCAACGAGAGACGAGCGCUUCAGUGAGCCGGCCUCAAAAAUGGAACUAGUGGAAGAAGUUAGAUCUUUAUCCCCAAAGUAUUAUUCUGAACUGGAAGCUGUGUGACUCAUUCAUCCGUCCGAACAGAGGCACAGGGUACAGGGAUAUUUCUCAGAACUAGAGGAAAACAUCGCCUCUGAGUUUAAGCACAGAGAUAAAAUCCCACACAGACAUCUCACUGUUCAUUUGAACUUAAUUCUUUUCUGGCAAGUUAGGUCUAAAGAUGAGAAUCAGACCCGCAGUAGGAAAUCGCCAAUCCAAAGAAGACCAGAGAAACAAUUGAGCUGUGGCUGAAGUGUGGUUCAGGCUGCACGGAGCACCAGUGUUGUGGUCGACCGUCUCACACCUGGUUGAGUUUGGUGACGAUGAGCACCCGGACCGACUGGUCGAACCCUGAGCACACACACAGGCCCUGCUUGUCCGGACUCCAGUCCAGGCUGGCGAUUGGCUGCGUGGACAGGGUGACGUUCUGUAGGAGGUUGACGCUGCCGGCCACGCCCAUAUCCACGCCCUCAGAGUCCGGCUUGCUUCUCUGAGCAGGAUACUCACUGUCAUCGUCAAAAUAAAAGGAUUUCACAGUUAAUGAUAAAUCAUGAAAACCUUGAUUCAAAUGAAUGGAAUAACAAAUCAUUGUCGUAAAAAAGAUGGACGACUUACUAUUUCCACAGAUGUAGGUUUCCUGCUCCCCCUGCCGUCAUGAAGACGUCUCUGUUCUGAGGUAAAUGUCUCACCUGCCAGAUGGUCGACUUAUGAGCCUGAAAUAAAGAAGAGGGAUCGUUUACCAAACUGUUAAAUCAGUAAUGGCUAAAUGAAUUCUGAGCACCUCUCUAGACGCUGUAAGAAAACCUCUCAACCACUUUAAUGGGAUGAGGGUCAAUAAUGCGGCCUUACAGCAGUAAGAUUGUUUCAUAAGCAGUUGUAACUCUUUCUAUGAUGCUGAUUCAAACUGGAAACUCUUCAAUAAAUGUCUCUCAUAUAUAGUUUUUA
This is a messenger RNA of Hippoglossus stenolepis (Pacific halibut), 4543 nucleotides long. RefSeq lists its product as uncharacterized. The record is from RefSeq and is a predicted model, not a curated record. The coding region runs from base 100 to 3357 and encodes 1085 amino acids. Lineage: Eukaryota; Metazoa; Chordata; Actinopteri; Pleuronectiformes; Pleuronectidae. Gene Ontology annotation, molecular function: protein binding. The transcript has 20 exons.